This is a messenger RNA of Prorocentrum cordatum, 732 nucleotides long. The record is from the annotation of a GenBank genome assembly. Lineage: Eukaryota; Dinophyceae; Prorocentrales; Prorocentraceae.
AUGACACCUGGCAGCCUGGCGAGAUGGCCCGGGGUCGACCCCGUGACGCCCGAGGACGGCACGUGCCAGUGCGACGCGCCCACGGCCGAUGACACCUGGCAGCCCGGCGAGAUGGGCACCGUCGCGGCCUGCAAGGGCGGCCAGAUGGGUUGCUGCACGAAGGACGGCGGCCUGCCCUGCGGGCCGCAGCCCGGGGUCGACCCCGUGACGCCCGAGGACGGCACGUGCCAGUGCGACGCGCCCACGGCCGAUGACACCUGGCAGCCCGGCGAGAUGGGCACCGUCGCGGCCUGCAAGGGCGGCCAGAUGGGCUGCUGCACGAAGGACGGCGGCCUGCCCUGCGGGCCGCAGCCCGGGGUCGACCCCGUGACGCCCGAGGAGUCGUCCAAGCCGUACGACUGCGAAGCCGGCUACUCGAAUUGGGAGGCGGGAUGGUCAGAAGAUAAGAAGUCGUGGUGUUGCAGCAAUGAGCAGAAGGGAUGCCCGGAGACGACGACGCCGCCGGCCCCGCCUUCCGAGCCGUAUGAUUGCAACGCUGGUUAUUCGAAUUGGGAGGCUGGCUGGUCGCCAGAUAAGAAGGAGUGGUGUUGUGCGAACAAGAGCAUGGGUUGCGCCGAGGCCGCAUCUAAGCCUUUUGAUUGUGACGCAGGUUAUUCGAAUUGGGAGGCUGGAUGGAGCGAAGACAAGAAAGGAUGGUGUUGCACCAACGAGCAGAAGGGCUGCCCGAAGUGA